UGCUUAUAAAUGACAAGGUGACAGUUUGCCCCCUCCUACAUUCAUUGACUGCCGCUGUGUGUGAGAGCAGCUAAUCCCGGACCCUCCGAAAGCUGUAACAAACCGGUUCCAACCAUGUAUGCCUGCGCCAAGUUUGUCACUUCUCCUGCUGUGCUGCGUGGGGGGUCCAGAGUCCUCGCCCGGCCAGUCUCAGUCUCCCUCUUCAACAGACCUGAAGCCACAGUGGAGCAGCAGGCCCUGUUGCCAGUCAGCCAGUCUGCAGUCCUGACACGCUCCUUCCAGACCAGCGCUGUCUCCCGGGACAUCGACACUGCCGCCAAGUUCAUUGGUGCUGGUGCUGCCACAGUGGGUGUGGCCGGCUCAGGAGCUGGAAUCGGAACAGUGUUCGGCAGCCUCAUCAUUGGCUAUGCCAGGAACCCCUCCCUGAAGCAGCAGCUCUUCUCCUACGCCAUCCUGGGCUUUGCCCUGUCUGAGGCUAUGGGUCUCUUCUGUCUGAUGGUGGCGUUCCUCAUCCUGUUUGCCAUGUAAACCUGGCAACACAUCCACACCUCCUUCCCCUUCACUUACCCCCCUCUACCUCCUUCUCCCUGUCUUCUCCCUUUUCUCCCUUCUCCCUCCCUCCCUUCCUUCCAUCCGGAGGGGGGUUUCCAGAACGGGAACUCUGAACGAGCUGUUAGGCCAUUCCAAUCAGCGGAAGAAAUAUUAAAGGAAAAAUAUUUACAUCUGAGGUUAGCAAACCUCCAAUCCUACAUUUUUAUGUUCCUACACUUAUUUUUGUUUUUCUGAAGUUUUAUGUAAAACCUCACUUCGGUUGAAAUAAUCUGUCCAAAAUAAAUGGUUGGGAUAACUAAAAGUC
This is a messenger RNA of Thunnus maccoyii (southern bluefin tuna), 856 nucleotides long. It is a transcript of the gene atp5mc1, whose product is annotated as ATP synthase membrane subunit c locus 1. Gene Ontology annotation, biological process: proton motive force-driven ATP synthesis; proton transmembrane transport. The transcript is spliced from 5 exons. Gene Ontology annotation, molecular function: proton transmembrane transporter activity. Bases 115 to 528 code for a protein of 137 amino acids. NCBI's taxonomy places the organism in Eukaryota, Metazoa, Chordata, Actinopteri, Scombriformes, Scombridae. The record is from RefSeq and is a predicted model, not a curated record.